Messenger RNA from Clarias gariepinus (North African catfish), 1450 nucleotides. RefSeq lists its product as uncharacterized. The transcript has 7 exons. The record is from RefSeq and is a predicted model, not a curated record. Lineage: Eukaryota; Metazoa; Chordata; Actinopteri; Siluriformes; Clariidae. Bases 149 to 877 code for a protein of 242 amino acids.
UGUGGGAGGGAUGUUAGGUGUUAAGGAAGAUCAACAGGAAGCUUUUUUGUGAGAAGCUCAGUCACUGCUGUCACACACUUCAAUCAGCCGCUCUGUCUGGGUCGUAUAAAUGGUCAUGGGGAUUUAUGAUUCGAGAAGCUAAAGCAGAAUGGAGUUUCGGAAUUUUCUCGUGCUAGUAAUAGGAGGUGUCUUUGGAUCAACCUUGGUGAUAAUCAUUGUAUUCAUCAUCAUCAAUAUGUGCAUAAGAAAGAAAGUUGCUAAAUAUUCUGCAGCAUCGGCAAAUUACACUAAACAAAGCUACGAAAUGAACAACUCGUUUAAGCGCAAUGUUCAGGAAGACAUCAGACCUCCACUGCCUCCGAGAAACAUAUUAGACUCACAGUCCAAUUCCAAUAGUUAUGAGGACAUGCCCGAAGGACCUUUCGAGGCAGAGGAAAAAUUGUCUUUACAGAAACCUGUAAGCAGCUCUCCUCUUAAGAACUGCAUCAACGUUCAGGACAACUGCAGCGCCGCAGAGAGCUAUGACGAUGUGGAUGAACUUCAAAAUGCGGAAGAUACCAACAGUUAUGAGGAUAUGCCCGAAGGCCCUUUGGUAGCAGAUGGAAAACCAUUUAUACAGAACUCUGUUGUCAUCUCGCCUCCUAACACCUGCAUCAACUUUAAGGACAACUGCAGUGCCUCAGAGAGUUAUGACGAUGUGGACGAACUUCACAAUGUGCAACACAACUCUGAAGACGUCGUAUCGUUGCCGGACUACCUGGACGUGCAGCCACCUCCGUUCGAGAACGAGUCAGACAACGCGUCAGAAAACUACGACGACAUCGACGAGCUCCACUGCGAAAAGGAGGACACUGAGGACUAUGAUGACGUGGGAUGAAAGACCAAAUCUUCCGUCGUGUCCUUAGGGAAAAAAGAUGUCCGAAGAGAUAUGAAACAUCUUUCAGAGGCUCUACACAAAACUUUGGACCUCUUUUUCCACUUACUGUUGCACUUUGUUUCAUGAGGAAGUCGAUGUCUCUUCUGCCAAGAGAUUUAUGUAGUUUACGGUGACAAAUUCUAUCUUUUUUUUUAUUUAACUUUUUAAACUUUUGUAAUUUUCUAUGUAUUUCCCCAGGAUGUGCCUGGGUCAAUUAUUUAAAUAUGGAAAUUCACUAUUUUAUGUAAAAUACUGCACACGGCGCAGGAGCUACUGUACUGUCUAGAUAACACGACCAUAAACUGAACUAGCGCUUUGGGUGAUAUGAAGGAUCAUCUUCAAUUGUCUCUCGGUCUGUUUCUUUUGCAGAAACACUGGUAAAUAAAAUUCCUGAUCAUAAGAUACAGCACAAUUUAACAGUAGUACUGGUUAUUAAAAUAUAUUUUUACAUUUAGAUUGCAGUAGACCUCUAGUUAAAAGGCUCAUCUGGUAAGUUGGUCUUUUGUUAAGUCUCAUUUUAUGGCUAUAUAUGGC